AUGGUUGUAUUAGCCGCCUCAAUUACCACUCGUAAUGGGAAACCAUUGUUAUCUAGACAAUUCAGAGAACUUACCAAGGACCGUGUCAUGGAACUAUUGUCUAAUUUUCAAGGUUUAGUCUCUAGCAUUUCUUCAGAUCACACUUUCGUAGAAGAUGAACAUGUUAGGUACGUCUAUAAACCAUUUGAUGAUUAUUAUAUCAUUCUGAUCACCAAUCGUCAAUCUAAUAUCAUUCAAGAUUUAUCCACUUUGAACCUUUUCUCUCAAACUGUUAAUUCUUAUUUGUCAAGUUACGAUGAAACUGAGUUAUACGAUAAUGCCUUUGAAAUUUUGAGUUCUUUUGAUGAAAUUGUCGUCAUGGGCUACAAGGAAAAUUUAACCGCAGCUCAAGUCAGCACAUACUUAUCCAUGGAAUCUCAUGAAGAAAGAAUUCAAGAGAUCAUUGAACGUAACAAGGAAUUAGAAGCUACUGAGGAAAGAAAGCGUCGUGCAAAGGAAAUUGCUAGGAGAGAGCAUGAGAGAAAGGCAGGUAUUUAUCCUUCAGAAGUUAACGUUCCUCUAACUAAUAAGUUUGCUGGAAGCAGUGAUCCUAACGUUACUAAUGCUUACAACAGUUAUUACAGUAACGCAUCAGCUGCAGCACAACAAUCUUAUUUGCACUCUCAGCAACCACAGGAAGCACCUCAAUCAAUGUAUGGGCCAUCAGGUACAGGUAUGAAACUAUCUGCUAAAAAUUCAAUUAUGAAUGAUGCACAAAGAAGGCCAAUGACCACCCGUCCAUCAAUGGUUACCAGACUACCACAGGCUCCAGCUAUGGUUGGUGGCGAGAAAGAUGAAGAAGAGCAACGUACAAAUAAUGGUAUAUUAAUCACCAUAAAUGAGACCAUUAAUGCAGAAAUUACUCGUGAUGGUAACAUUUCUUCUUCUGAAUUGAAAGGUGUUCUUGAACUACGUAUCAAUGAUGCAUCAUUGGCUCAUUCACAAUUAGCAUUAUUGGAUUCUAUCAACGUAAAGGAUAAGGCCUUCCAAUUUAAGACACAUCCAAACAUUGACAAAAAUAAAUUUUUAUCUUCAAAAUUAAUCUCUCUAAGAGACGCAAAAAAAUCAUUUCCUUCUAAUGAUCAUAGCUUAGGUGUCUUGAGAUGGCGAAAAGUUUGCUCUGCUGAUGACACCUCACUAAUUCCAUUAAAUGUCUCUGCUUGGGUAACACCAUCUGAUAACGGUGAAGGUAUAUUCGAUGUCACUCUAGAAUUAGAAAUAACAGAAGAAUAUGGCCAAGAAUUAGAAAAUGUGUCGUUCGUCCUUCCAGUGGUAACAGAAAAUGUUAAGAUAAAUGAUGAAUCUAAUGAUUUCAAUGCCAGGAUUGCUGGAAUGGAUGAAGAAGUUGGUAUUACUAUAAAGCUAGAUUCUUCAAUUACUCCAGGUUCAUCUGGUGUCGUGGCAUUUACCGUAGAAGCCGGUUUAGAAGAUGCCAUGUUCCCAAUUACUGUUGGCUUCAAACAUGUGGACGAAUCUGGUAAGAGUCUAACUGGUGUCGGUAUUGCUAACGUUACCACAAUGGCCGGUGAAGAACAAGAAGAAGGUGAAGAAUUACCAUACGAAGCUGUGGCAGUCUUGAAGACAGAAGAAUACUUAGUUGUUUGA
Naumovozyma castellii is the source of this 1644-nucleotide messenger RNA. It is a transcript of the gene RET2, whose product is annotated as coatomer subunit delta. The record is from RefSeq and is a predicted model, not a curated record. NCBI's taxonomy places the organism in Eukaryota, Fungi, Ascomycota, Saccharomycetes, Saccharomycetales, Saccharomycetaceae. The coding region runs from base 1 to 1644 and encodes 547 amino acids. The transcript has a single exon.